Medicago truncatula (barrel medic) is the source of this 345-nucleotide messenger RNA. Its product is annotated as putative F-box/LRR-repeat protein 9. Gene Ontology annotation, molecular function: protein binding. The record is from RefSeq and is a predicted model, not a curated record. Lineage: Eukaryota; Viridiplantae; Streptophyta; Magnoliopsida; Fabales; Fabaceae. The transcript has a single exon. Bases 1 to 345 code for a protein of 114 amino acids.
AUGGGUUCAAGUUCAAUGGAAACAAACAAAGUGAAAUUGGAAAACACAUUAGGAUUAAUUCGAAAUUGGCUUGAAAUUCCAAAAGAUGUGACAUCAAAUAUACUCAAAUUGCUUGGUGCUGUUGACCUAGUGAUGAAUGCACGUCUAGUGUGUCCUAUGUGGAGGGAAAUUUGUAGGGAUCCUCUCAUGUGGAAGAGCAUUGAAAUGAUCAAUGGUCUCCAUUCACCACAUAACUUGGAGAAGAUUUGUAUGUAUGCUGUUGAUCAAGGUGGUGAUCAUGUGGAAGAAAUUAAUGUUGAGUAUUUUGUUACUGAUGAUCUUAUCAGACGAUUAGCUGAAAGGUAA